Pocillopora damicornis (cauliflower coral) is the source of this 954-nucleotide messenger RNA. RefSeq names its product testis-expressed protein 30. NCBI's taxonomy places the organism in Eukaryota, Metazoa, Cnidaria, Anthozoa, Scleractinia, Pocilloporidae. The record is from RefSeq and is a predicted model, not a curated record.
UUUCCUGUGUGCAUAGCAACAAGAAACAUGGCGCGCAAUCUGCGGAAGGUUAUAGUUAAAAUUCCAGUUGAAGAUCGUGAACUGGAUGGCGUGUUUAAUUUUCCAUGCGAGGCGUCGUGGAACGGUUGUGCUGUGAUUCUGACACACGGGGCCGGAGGGGAUAUGAAUUACCUCCAUCUAGAGAAACUAGCUACUCAUCUCGCAAGCACGGGAAUACUGUGUUUGAGAUUCACCUGCAGGACAAGAAACUUCAAGUAUAGGAUACAGUGUUUCACAGCAGUUGUGGAGUUCCUGAGGAAUUUUGAAGAGUUUCCAAUCAACAUGUGCAUCAUAGCAGGCCGUUCAAUGGGUGCACGUGUUGCUGCUGAGGUAGCUUCAAACAGUAGUUUGACCACAAACUUUGUAUUUGGCGUUGCUUGUUUGUCAUACCCUUUACAUCCUCCACGUAAGACCUCGGAGAUUCGAGUAUCUUCACUUCUCCAUCUUGGAUUGCCUGCAUUGUUUAUAAGUGGCAGAAAAGAUCCAUACUGCAGGCCCGAUUUAAUGGAUACAGCUCUGAACAGAAUGGCAAAUGACUGGAAAAUGCACUGGGUGGAAGGUGCAGACCAUGAACUAAAGCUGCGUGGCAGAGUGAAUCAUGAGCUUAUAUCAGAUAUGUGUGAAUGGUUUGUGCAAUGGUGUCAGUCGGUGUUCAUGGCAGAAAGAUGAUGAACCUUCCAAUAAAUGCAAUUUAGCCUGUGUAGCUGUAGUGGUGAGUAGCAAAGUUUGGAUUGGCAUUUGUACUAUUUUAUGUCUCUUUCAAGCUUCGAAGGACACACAAACCUGCCAACUACACAGACUGAUGGAAUUCAGCAAACUACCUGAACAUGUCUUAAAACGAUUUUGUCAAUGCCAUUCGUUACUGAACUGUCAUGGUAUAUGGUAAGACCAAAAUUUAUUUUUGUAUGCCAAUCU